AGCGCUGGCCGGCGAGGGGCGGCGGGCGUGCGGGACCGGCGUGCGCACAGGCGGAGUCCGGGGAGGGCGCGUGGGCGGCUGGGAGAGGAUGGGAAUCCCUGGGACCCGCGGCUGAGCUAGCCCGAGCGGCGGGAAGGCCAGCCUCGCUGUUCCACCGGGAGCCCAACACCGUUCCCGCGCCGCCAGGAUGAUCCCCCCGAGCGGCGCCCGCGAGGACGGCGUGGACGGGCUGCCCAAGGAGGCGCCGAGCGCCGAGCAGCCGCCCUCUCCUGCAUCCACCAGCAGCCAGGAAUCUAAGCUCCAGAAACUAAAACGAUCACUUUCUUUCAAGACCAAGAGUUUACGGAGCAAAAGUGCUGACAACUUCUUCCAGCGAACCAACAGCGACGUGAAGCUGCAGGCUGACAUGCUGGCUGAGGUCAGCCCCAGCUCCAGCCCACUCCCCGCCUCUGGAAGCCUGACGUCCACACCCACCAGGGCCAGCCUGCAGCCAGGGGCUGGUGGCAAGGCCCACGCCUUUCAGGAGCACAUCUUCAAGAAGCCCACUUUCUGUGAUGUCUGCAACCACAUGAUCGUGGGAGCAAACGCUAAGCAUGGGCUGCGCUGCAAGGCCUGUAAGAUGAGUCUCCACCACAAGUGCAUGGAUGGCCUAGCACCCCAGCGGUGCAUGGGCAAGCUGCCAAAGGGGUUUCGGCGUUACUACAGCUCCCCCUUGCUCAUUCAUGAACAGUUUGGAUGUAUUAAAGAAGUUAUGCCCAUCGCCUGUGGCAAUAAGGUGGACCCUGUCUAUGAGACCCUCCGCUUCGGCACCUCCCUGGCCCAGAGGACGAAGAAGGGCAGCUCCGGCAGUGGCUCUGAAUCACCACACAGAACCUCUACUUCAGAUCUUGUGGAGGUUCCUGAAGAAGCUGAUGGGCCAGGAGGAGGAUAUGACCCACGGAAACGCAGCAACAGUGUGUUUACUUAUCCAGAAAAUGGCACUGACGAUUCCAGACACCAAGCAAAGAACAUAAACCACCAGGGAUCUCUUUCCAAAGAACCAUUACAGAUGAACACCUAUGUUGCCUUGUACAAAUUUGUACCACAGGAGAAUGAAGAUUUGGAAAUGAGGCCAGGAGACAUGAUUACUCUUCUAGAAGACACCAAUGAAGACUGGUGGAAAGGGAAAAUUCAAGACAGGAUUGGCUUCUUUCCGGCCAACUUUGUUCAGAGAGUACAACAAAAUGAGAAGAUCUUUAGAUGUGUUAGGACCUUCCUUGGUUGUAAAGAACAGGGGCAGAUGACAGUGAAGGAGAAUCAGAUCUGCGUGACUUCCGAAGAGGAGCAAGAUGGCUUUAUCAGAGUCCUCAGUGGAAAGAAGAGAGGCCUUGUCCCCCUGGAUGUCCUAGAAAACAUCUGAUUGCUGGCCCCUCCUGCUUUGGCAGUGGCCGGGCUCUGCUGCGGUGCCUCAUCUCACACUGUGUCCACGCAGAGGAGCUGCCACACUGACCCACCCUCCCCCCUGGGAAACAGUGAGACAAGACUCAUGGGUCUGAGACUGGGGUAUCAGCCACAGACAGAGGGUGCAUCUCAUAGCAUUGCCAGGCUGCCCAAGGUGAGGGCGAGGCUGCCCAAAGUG
Messenger RNA from Lontra canadensis (Northern American river otter), 1618 nucleotides. It is a transcript of the gene STAC, whose product is annotated as SH3 and cysteine rich domain. Bases 188 to 1399 code for a protein of 403 amino acids. Gene Ontology annotation, molecular function: transmembrane transporter binding. Gene Ontology annotation, biological process: positive regulation of voltage-gated calcium channel activity; positive regulation of protein localization to plasma membrane; skeletal muscle contraction. Gene Ontology annotation, cellular component: extrinsic component of cytoplasmic side of plasma membrane. NCBI's taxonomy places the organism in Eukaryota, Metazoa, Chordata, Mammalia, Carnivora, Mustelidae. The transcript is spliced from 11 exons. The record is from RefSeq and is a predicted model, not a curated record.